Hydatigera taeniaeformis is the source of this 1659-nucleotide messenger RNA. Lineage: Eukaryota; Metazoa; Platyhelminthes; Cestoda; Cyclophyllidea; Taeniidae. The record is from the annotation of a GenBank genome assembly.
AUGGCUUUGCAACAGGACGUUGGGAAACCCUGUCUUACUUGUGGUUCGGAGUGCUCCGGCUUUAAACUUCACCCUUGGAGGGCAACGUGUACUGGUUGUCACUGUUCUUACGACAAACAUGCUGUUACUGAUCCGUCGAAAGAUUCUUACCUACACGAGUUGGAAUUGUCUGAUGUCACUGUGCUUAAAGCCUAUGAUGUUGCUCAGGCAAUUGCAAAAGAGCAUGGGCUGCAUUGGCUUCCUGUUGGUAUCCAGUCUGCGGAGGUUGAAGCGUUUCUUACUUCCCUUCCAUCUUCGGAAAUUCCCCGAGGGGAGGUGUAUGCUGAGAUGCGCUUCCGGCGAAUUCGACACCAAGUUCCUCCACAGGAUCGAAAACCAGCGUCUUCUCUAAGCACUGCAAAGCUAAAUCUUCCCCCUUCUACCGCACCCGCUAAUCUAGAGGGCGAAUCUCGUGAGGCUACGCGUUUUCAAAACUCGCGAAAUCGUCGUGAUUUUGGCAUUGGACGUGUCGAACGUGUAUCUGCAAAGGCUACUAUUGUAUGUGCUGAGUGUUCAGAGCAUAUUGGAUUUAGGGAGUUUUGUGUCCGAGUUCGGCCAGAGCAUCGCCUGUCCGACUCUUCUGACACAAGUUACGCACCUGCCUGGCAUCCGGGUUGUUUCCGUUGCUCGAAUUGCAGCGAACAUCUUGUUGAUCUCGUGUACGGUUGGCUCAACGGUAAACCUUACUGUCUUCGCCACUAUGGUCAGAUGAUUCGGCCGCGUUGUGCUACUUGCGACCAUCUCAUAUUUUCCGAAGAAUAUACGCGUGCCAUGGAUCAGGAGCACCAUACAGGCCACUUUGCUUGUCGUAGUUGCGAUGUAUCUUUGACCGGUCAACGCUACAUCCUCCGAGACGAGGAGCCGCAUUGUUUGGCCUGCUACGAGGCGAAAUUUGCGAACACCUGCGAACAGUGUAAGGAGAAGAUUGGCUGCGACUCCAAGGAUCUCUCCUUCAAAGAGCGGCACUGGCACGAAAAGUGUUUCAAAUGCUCUGCCUGUAACACCUCGCUGGCGGACCGUCCAUUUGCGACGAAGGACGACCAACUUUACUGCUCCGAUUGUUACGACGAGCGCUUUGCAGCCCGCUGUGAUGGGUGCCAGGGCGUCUUCAAGGCGGGCAUGCGGAAGUACGAGUACCGCGGCCAGCAGUGGCAUGAGGAAUGUUUUGUCUGCGUAGAAUGCAAACAGCCUAUUGGUGCAAAGAGUUUCAUCCCCCGUGACAAUCAGGUAGUCUGCGUGCCCUGCUAUGAGGCCAAGUAUGCGCAACGCUGCACGAAAUGUGCCGAAGUCAUACGCCGUGGUGGAGUCACGUAUAAGGGUAAUCCCUGGCACAAGGAAUGCUUCACUUGCACCAGUUGCGGUAAACAACUCGCCGGCCUCAAGUUCACCUCCAAGGACGAGCAACCUUACUGCGCCGACUGUUACGGGGAGCUCUUUGCAAAGAAGUGCACUAAGUGUGGCAAGCCUAUUACAGGUUUCGGUGGCUGCAAGUUUAUUUCGUUUGAGGACCGUCAUUGGCACUCGGAGUGCUUUGCUUGCAGCAAGUGCGAUUGCAACCUUGUGGGUCGCGGCUUCCUCACGAAUGAUGAUCAGAUAAUGUGCUCUGACUGCGGUCGUUAG